AUGUCUCAGCCUGCUCCCCUCCGUCUGGGCUCCGAAGCCCCCAACUUCAAGGCCGACACCACCCAGGGCCCCAUUGACUUCCACGAGUUCGUCGGCGACAACUGGGUCGUCUUCUUCUCCCACCCCGAGGACUACACGCCCGUGUGCACCACCGAGCUGGGCGCCUUUGCCAAGCUGCAGCCCGAGUUCACCAAGCGCGGCGUCAAGCUGAUUGGCCUGUCUGCCAACACCGUCGACUCCCACAAUGGCUGGAUCGACGACAUCAAGGAGGUCACUGGCGGCCAUGUCACUUUCCCCAUCAUUGGCGACAAGCAGCGCCAGGUUUCCCUGCUCUACGACAUGAUCGACCACCAGGACGCUACCAACGUCGAUGAAAAGGGCAUUGCCUUCACCAUCCGCUCCGUCUUCUUCAUCGACCCCAAGAAGAAGAUCCGCACCAUCCUCUCCUACCCUGCCUCCACCGGCCGCAACGCCUCCGAGGUCCUGCGCAUCAUCGACUCCCUCCAGACCGGCGACAAGUACCGCGUCACCACCCCCAUUAACUGGCAGCCCGGUGAGGAUGUCAUUGUCGCUCCCGUCAUCAAGGACGAGGAGGCCAAGAAGCUGUUCCCCAACUUCCGCACCAUCAAGCCUUACCUCCGCCUGACCUCCCUGCCUGAGGUCUCAUAG
Trichoderma breve is the source of this 669-nucleotide messenger RNA. Its product is annotated as ahpC/TSA family domain-containing protein. The record is from RefSeq and is a predicted model, not a curated record. The transcript is spliced from 2 exons. Gene Ontology annotation, cellular component: mitochondrion; cytosol. Gene Ontology annotation, biological process: cellular oxidant detoxification; cellular response to oxidative stress; cell redox homeostasis. Lineage: Eukaryota; Fungi; Ascomycota; Sordariomycetes; Hypocreales; Hypocreaceae. Bases 1 to 669 code for a protein of 222 amino acids. Gene Ontology annotation, molecular function: peroxiredoxin activity.